AUGUCAUCGGCACCGACUUCGCUAAACUUCCUCAUCACGGGCGCCGGCCGUGGCAUCGGGCGCGGCCUGUCUCGGCUCUUAUUGCAGCGCGGUCACCGGGUAUUCCUGCUUGACAGCAAUGCCGAGGAGCUGCAGCACACGGUUACCUCGGUCCUUGCGGAGAUUCCCAGGACAAGGUACAGCCACUCGCUGACGGAUCUGCGCAAGCCAUCUGAGAUUCUCAGCGCCGUGGCUCAGGUGGCGGAGUUUUUCGACAACAAACUUGACGUCCUCGUCAACAACGCCGCAGUGACAAGUGCCGUCGGUGGCUCAGAUUUUGAAAGCCUUAGUCUCGAGGACUGGACAGCAUCGCUCGAGACGAACCUCACGGCACCGUUCCUUCUGAGCCAGGCGUGUCUGCCCAUGCUCAAGGCGAGGGGCCAGCAAAAUACAAGCGCAGGAGCCAGUGGUGGCAGCAUCAUACACAUGUCGAGCACGCGAGCACACCAGUCUGAACCCAACAGUGAGCCCUACGCAGCCACCAAGGCGGGAUUGCUGGGCCUAACACACAGCAUGGCAAGUAGCUUGGCGCCACUCGGCAUCACGGUCAACGCUAUCUUGCCAGGCUGGAUCAAUGUUGCCAACGAGAGCAAGGAGGCUGACGAGAGGGGUGCGCGAUGGGAGGACGGCCUGACAGAGGCGGAUCACAAGUGGCACUUUUCUGGGCGGGUAGGCAAGGUGAAGGAUAUCGCUGCCGCAGUGGAGUUUCUGGCGCGGGAGAAGUUCGUCAAUGGCCAGGAACUUGUGGUCGAUGGAGGCGUCACGAAGAAGAUGGUAUACGACGAGUGA
Molecule: messenger RNA, 828 nt
Organism: Microdochium trichocladiopsis
Lineage: Eukaryota; Fungi; Ascomycota; Sordariomycetes; Xylariales; Microdochiaceae
Exons: 1
Coding region: 1-828 (275 amino acids)
Molecular function (GO): oxidoreductase activity
Source: RefSeq, a predicted model, not a curated record